Aspergillus tubingensis is the source of this 324-nucleotide messenger RNA. RefSeq lists its product as uncharacterized. The record is from RefSeq and is a predicted model, not a curated record. Lineage: Eukaryota; Fungi; Ascomycota; Eurotiomycetes; Eurotiales; Aspergillaceae. The transcript has 2 exons. The coding region runs from base 1 to 324 and encodes 107 amino acids.
AUGAAGCUUACCUCUACCGUUGCUGCCAGCUUGCUCGUCUUCGCCAAUGCCGAUACCAUGACAUUAUUCAACAAACUCUCCGAAGCUCUGGUGAAGUUGUUCUUUCAAAUUCGCCCGGCGUCUGGUGGGGCACUUACUGGAAGUGCAAUCCUGGUGGCUCAAUUACCUAUCUCGGAGGUUGUGUCGGUGGUUGUUUCGAUGCCGGAGCUGGCAACAGUGACAUCUGUAGCCAUGACGCGUCUAAUUGGCUAUAAAUUGUAUCUACUGAAGGGCACUGCUUUGCAGGAACCUAGUGACAUUGGAACAUGCCGUCGUACGGCCUAG